Messenger RNA from Cynoglossus semilaevis (tongue sole), 6066 nucleotides. RefSeq names its product leucine rich repeat containing 4C, genome duplicate a (gene lrrc4ca). Gene Ontology annotation, biological process: regulation of axonogenesis; synaptic membrane adhesion; modulation of chemical synaptic transmission. NCBI's taxonomy places the organism in Eukaryota, Metazoa, Chordata, Actinopteri, Pleuronectiformes, Cynoglossidae. The transcript has a single exon. Gene Ontology annotation, cellular component: glutamatergic synapse; postsynaptic density membrane; plasma membrane. Gene Ontology annotation, molecular function: cell-cell adhesion mediator activity. The coding region runs from base 1914 to 3875 and encodes 653 amino acids. The record is from RefSeq and is a predicted model, not a curated record.
UGUUUGCUGUCUGUCGAACUAGAGCGGGAUGAUAUCAGCUGCAGGAACACCAGGGUCUAUUUUGGGGGACUUUUGCCCCUUCAGAACUUGCUGUACAGUUCCACUGAAUAAUUAAUCCUGCAAUUCUUUGGCUGAUUUAUAUUGCAGAAAAUUACAACACAGGCUGGAAUAUUACAGUACUCAUUAAAAGGGGUAAGACAGGGACCCAGGGGAAGGAAUGCAUGACCCUUUGUGUCCUAGUUAAAGUGACUCGUGUCGCUGUAUUUAGCUGUAAAACUACAGGGCUGGUAGGAUUAAACACGGAGUAGAAAGUAGUGCAAUGAAAAUCCUUCCUCUCGACAUUUUCUAACCCCAUUAGGGAGGACUGCAUCGGAAAGGUCAUCUGGAACCACAAAACAUUUUAAAUAUAAUAUUUAAUUGAACAAGACAAACUAGUAUAUAUAUUUUUUAAAUUGAUAUUUCUCUUAGAAAUUAUGAAAGGCUUGUGUGUGUGUGUGUUUGUGUGUGUCUGCUGGCUCUUGUCCGUACUUGUAUGUGAAAUUGGAAAAUCUAAAAAAAGAAAGACAGGAUGACAGCGUCUGUAUUCAUCACAGUAGUAAGUAUUGAUUCGUUUUUUACAGAAAUACAAAACAACCAUAGCUCUUGUUACUGUGGCUACCAGUGUUCAUUUUCAACAGGGUUCCUUUUUGUAUAGCAUUUUUAGACUCAUCAUUGACUUUAGAAGCCACAAGGCUUGAAACUUGUAUUAUCCUCUGUAAAAAAGACACACGUCACACCAGCAUUGAGAAUCAUGAUCACAAUAAACCAGUCCAAAACUAAAUGUUGUACUCAAUUAGUCAUAUUCAGGAUGUAUUUGGCUUGACUAAAUGAAUGAAUUUGAAUAUCUAAAGUGUUACUUUUGGUGCUAUAUUUCACAGAAAACCCAAUAUCACUAGCAAUCACACAUUUAGAAUUCCUAGUAAAUUUUGGGCUAGAUUUUGUUAGCUAAAUUGGUUAUCCACCCUACUCUUUUCAAAAUACAGUCAAAGCAGGGGUCACAAACACAAAUUAACUGAAGGCCACAAUCACUACUUUUUUUUCUACCGUAGAUUGACCUCCGAUUUUAUUACUCAUCAAAAUGUACCUUCACAGUAAUCAUAUUUUUGUUGUUAUAGUUAUAGAUAAAAUAUAAAUGUGAUAGCUUUAGUUCCCCUCUGACUAAGGAAAACAACAAGUUUGUUUCUUGAUUAUUACUUAAAUGUGGAUAGAAAAACAGGCUUGUGUGAUGUUGAUUUAAUUAUUCAACAUACUUAUAAAUGACCUUGAAAACUUUUGUUUUCUACCAGGACUUCAUCUCUUCUUGGGGCGUUUGACAUUCCAGCAGCAUGCAUGUCAUUUAGAUUAACUGUCCAAAAAACUUGUCAAUUUAUUUUGGCUUCAUCCAAAGACAGAGGUUAGUUUAUGUAACUUUGAGCUCCUACCUUAUUAAUGUGCCUUACUUCAUAGAUAUAAAUUGCGAGACAAAGCUCUUUCAGCUUUUAUGUUUUCCUCACUCACCCUCUGCCUGCACAAGUGACUGGAGAAGUUUGGCAGCUACAUUGUAAUUUUGUUUUAUGUGGCUGAGAUUUAGAGUACAAGGACAGUGAGCCCAGACACCCAAUGGGAACUGAGAUGCACUAUUAAGAUGAUGUUUGUGUGAUGGUGUGUAUGUUUGUGUUUAUGCCCGACUUUUAGUGGCUACAGCACGGUCGUUAACCGAGUAUAAUGUUUGUUUUAAACCUUUGACUGAGUCUUUUUGGAAAUUAAAUUUGUCAAUAUUUCUGUGUUGCCAACCUUUGAUUGACUAAUAUUCCUCUCCUCUCCUUGUUCUCAUUUCAUUUCAGUGGGCCUAAAUCUUCUAUCCAAAGACCUGGAGACCCGUCAACAAAUUAUGAAUGUUCAACAAUAUGACCUCCUCUCAACAGCAGCAGAUGAUGCGAGGUCCUAGGUUGAACCGGGCCUUGUCCGACCCUUUGCUCGUGCUGCUUCUAGCUCUCCAGCUGCUGGUGGUGGCGGGUCUUGUUCGUGCACAGACGUGUCCCUCCGUUUGCUCUUGUAGUAACCAAUUCAGCAAAGUUAUAUGCACCCGGCGAGGCCUGCGCGAUGUCCCUGACGGCAUCUCUACUAACACACGCUACCUGAAUCUGCAGGAAAAUCUAAUUCAGGUCAUCAAGGUAGACAGCUUCAAACAUCUAAGGCAUCUAGAGAUCCUGCAGCUGAGCAAAAACCACAUUAGAAAAAUAGAGCUGGGGGCGUUCAAUGGACUGGCAAGCCUCAAUACACUGGAGCUUUUUGAUAACCGCCUUACGACCAUCCCAAACGGGGCAUUUGAGUACCUGUCCAAAUUAAAGGAGCUUUGGCUGAGGAAUAACCCCAUAGAGAGCAUUCCGUCCUAUGCUUUCAACAGAGUGCCCUCAUUACGGCGUUUGGACCUUGGGGAGUUGAAAAGGCUCUCGUACAUUUCUGAGGGUGCCUUUGAAGGGCUGAGCAACUUGCGCUACCUAAAUCUGGGAAUGUGCAAUUUGAAGGAAAUUCCCAACCUCAUUCCUCUGGUGAAGCUGGAUGAACUGGAGAUGUCGGGAAACCAACUCACCGUCAUUCGUCCUGGCUCUUUCAAAGGGCUCAUCCACCUGCAAAAGCUGUGGAUGAUGCACGCCCAAAUCCAGACCAUAGAACGGAACUCUUUUGACGACCUGCAGUCUCUAGUGGAACUCAACCUAGCCCACAACAACCUUACUCUUUUGCCCCAUGAUCUCUUUACUCCUCUGCAUCACCUGGAGAGGGUGCACUUACACCACAACCCAUGGAAUUGUAACUGUGACAUCCUCUGGCUGAGCUGGUGGCUUAAAGAGAUGGUACCCGCAAACACGAGCUGCUGCGCUCGCUGCAGCUCACCGACUCAACACAAGGGACGGUACAUUGGUGAGUUGGACCAGAACUACUUCCACUGUUACGCUCCAGUUAUUGUGGAGCCUCCUGUGGACCUCAACGUGACGGAGGGGAGCUCAGCAGAGUUGAGGUGCAAAGCGAGUUCCUUAACCUCUGUGAGCUGGAUCACGCCUAAUGGGUCAAUCAUGACACACGGUGCAUACAAGGUCAGAAUCUCGGUGCUCAACGAUGGCACUUUAAACUUCACUAAUGUCACCAUGCAGGACACUGGCACCUACACGUGCAUGGUGAGUAACUCUGCAGGCAACACGACGGCGUCUGCCACACUCAAUGUGUCCUCGACAGAAAACAGCAGCUUCAGCUAUUUUACCACAGUGACAGUGGAGACCAUAGAAACCCCACAACAUGAGGGUUUCACCACUACUGUGCAACAGAAGGUGGGCACCACGCCCUCUGCUGGAACGUGGGAAUCCAUCUCAGUCAUCUCGACGACCACCACCACUACCACCACCACCACGUUUCGCACUCCUCUCUCUACCCGUGCCACAGAGAAGACUUACACGGUCCCUGUCACAGAGUUGAUUGGCGAGGGCUCACUCAACGGUUUGGACGAGGUGAUGAAGACGACCAAGAUCAUCAUCGGCUGCUUCGUUGCAAUCACACUUAUGGCAGCGGUCAUGUUAAUUAUCUUCUACAAGAUGCGCAAACAGCACCACCAGCAGAACCAUCAUGCGCCCACACGCACUAUUGAAAUCAUCAAUGUGGACGAGGACUGUGUUACGGGAGGACCCGGCAUGGAGGGUCACCUGACUUUGCCUCCACUUGAACAUGAGCACCUCAACCACUACAACACCUACAAGACCGCAUACAACCAUGCCUCAACUAUCAAUUCCAUACACAGCUCAGUGCACGAACCUUUGUUAAUCCGGGCCAGUUCGAAAGACAAUGUACAAGAGACCCAAAUCUAAUCCCUUUUUUUUGUUUUCCUUUUCAAAUUAACAAGUGAAAAACUAUGGCGGAAAAAACACUAUGAGGAACAGUAGCUGAUAUUUGGUUGUGAGGAUUCUAACUGACUUCUGUUGGGCUAUUAUUUUGGCUGGUGAUUGUUGAAUAAAUGACUCUGAGAAAUAGUGUCUUCAAAAAAAAAAAACAGAAGUUAUUUAUUUAAGAACAAAUGAUGUGGUUAUAUCAAGAAAAUGUAUUCUGCAAUUAUUUUUCCAGCACUUAUUUCACUUUUGUUGGUUUUUUCCCUCAAAUUACACGUGUUCGGUUAUUUGAUGUUUCCAUGAAAUGUUUGAAGACAUUUGUUAAUGAACAUCCCUUUAACAUAGUAUUAGAAACUCUGAGACUCUGGAUCAGAUGGUUGGGUUAGCCCAUUAUUAGGAAAGAAGCAUAUGAGUGAUUUCAUCUACAACUGCAAUGAAUGGCACAAUCUGUAACUCAUUUAUUACAUAUAUCAUAGGCACGCUGUUAUCACUGAAGUGAAAUCCCCUAAUGAGUAAAAUAUAUAUGUACAAGUUAAAGAAACCUUCAGACGUUACUUUAUUUCUUGAAAGGAUUUUUUUUUUAAAUUAUACAUUAAAAUAACUUUAUCCUUAUGUGCCUAAUGUAUGUUCAAAUUAGAAUUUAUAAAAUUAUUCUGAAGAUUCUUGGCCAAAUGUGUUAAAAAAAACAGUGUUCUGAGGCUGAUGAUUUAAUUCUAGUUAAUUAAAAAUAUAUUUGGAGAUGUAAAGAUUUUGAUGCCUCUGAAUGUUUUCACAGAAUAUGACAGUAGUACAUCAGCCUUCCUCGUACUCAGACACUUCACCUCCUUUCUGCAAGUGCAGGAUACGAUGCCAAGAGAUUGGUGUGGUCUGCUGAACGAGUGUAAACCCUUUAUACAGCCGCCGGAGCACAUCGCCUGUCCUCAGAGUGUGAAUCUCCCACGUGGGUAUAGUCUGGCAGUCCCAUUUCUGCACCCCCACCCUCGCCAACAUAAAACUUGGCCCCAGAAGGCGGGGCCUAUUCUAUAAGAGGAUUACAGGUGCACGUGUGGGAUUGGGCAUCAAACCAGGAGUUUUGUUGUUUCUGUCCCUGCAGUAGCUUGGCAACAAACUAAUUUCUCCUCUAAUUGAGCUGCGAGGUGGCUUUGGGUAGCAGCAGCUCUUCACAUGCCAGUUUGCUUAGGAUAUACACAUACUAACUUAAAAAAUGAGACACUUUUACAAAAGAAGAAAAUCCUGGAAAUGCAGAAAGUAGGUCUAUAGUUAUCAUUAUUCUACAUGUGUACACUAGCCACAUGAAACUGUGGCAUUAGAAUGGGUAAAGAUUUGAGCACCAUGGUCCAUUUGGUUUUAAGCCACAUAAUUAUUUUGCCAUUAACAGUAAGUUAAAUCUCAACUAAAAGGAUGCAAAAAAAAAAAAAAAAAUGUAAGACUUCAAAUCGUUUUUAUGUGGGAUUUUCUCACAUCAGAUUAAUACAACAACUGGAAAUGGAACAACGGGUUUUCUUUUUCUUAAAUGGGUAACAUUAGGAAUAAAAUAUAUACAUAUCUACAUAGAGUAAACAUUAUCAACCACACCAACAAACUCUAAAUUGCACACAUCUAUCUUUGGUUAGUUGUUUUGGCUACAAUCAAACGAGAUUGUUACUAGAUUUUAACUAAUUAUUUAGGUUACGGAUUCAGUAGGUCAUAAUUGCACCGCCUAGCUAACUGUUCCCUCACUGUUUCCCAACCUUUCCUAAACCAUGACAAACAUUUUGGCUUAAAGAAAUAAAUUAAAAAUAAAAUCAGAACAAACAAAGUUCUCAAUAAUUUGUUUGAUACUAUGUGUGUUAAAAUAUAAAGAUUUCAUACUUUUAAUGUACCUAAUUUACAUUUAGUUGAACACAACUUUUUUUAUGUCACACUAAUGUGCCGCGAAACUGUGUUUGGAAAUUACUGGACAUAUUACGCAAAUUACGUCUGUAUGGAUUUAGUCUGACUACCUAAUAAUAGGGAUAAUUUCAUGAAUUUCUUAACAUACACCCCAGACAUGUUUUUAUACUGAUGAGAACUGAGUGUUCUGAAAUAAGACAAAAGUAAAAAAAAAAAAACCACUACUUUUAUAAAUUCUUUUCCCAGUAUGUUUUAAGUAAGAGAUAAAAAAAUGAGGACAGAACAAUUAUUUUAACCUUGU